AUGUAUGUGCUGUUGAUGUGCAUUUUUUGUCUUCAGCAACAUGCGUUCAGCCGCGCUUGCCGGAUCGCAUCCGAUCCUGCGUGUUUCUACUACUGUUGUUGUGUUGCCUACUGAAAGGCACCGGAAGGGCACUGAUCAAACGGGCAGGACACUGUUAGAUUGCCCAUCGCUCGGGGUGAGGCAUUCUUGGUACCAGAGAGAGAGAGAGAGAGAAGACAGCCAUCGUGCACGGAGUGCUGUGUUGAUCAGCAGCUACGAACCAGCCUUUGUCUCUAGUUUGUGGGUGAUUGCGAUGUGUCCGUUGCGAAUACGUGCAGCCUUUUCGUGCCUCCCGGAAGAACCAACAUUUCAAUUUUUUUCGCCCACAUCAGCCCCAACGGCUGCCACACAUAAAGAGGUCGCGGUCCACGCCCAUGGCUCUUAAGCUGCGCGACAAGUCCCUGGCGACCAUACUGGCAACCUUGGCUCAUCGUGGUGAACCACGGGUCGCGACUGGGCGGCCGAGGACCGGUGGGCUGCUACCUGGCGGCCAUCCUUCUGUAGCGGCAACGUGCCCCACAACGAUGCAAGUGCAGGCGAAGCCGAAGCUGCGCCUCCCCGAGAAAAGCGGCCGCGGGACUGUCAACAUGCUGCGGCAUCCACCGGAGAUGCACCGCCUGGAACGCGCGGCGGAGCACGCCCUGGAGCAGGCAGACCAAAGGGAAGCUACGGCAGGAAGAGGCUUCCCCAAGCUGCGCAACAGCUCAAUNCCUCCCCGAGAAAAGCGGCUGCGGGACUGUCAACAUAGACUAUGCUGCGGAAUCACCGGAGAUGCACCGCCUGGAAAGCGCGGCGGAGCGCGCCCUGGAGCAGGCAGACCAAAGGGAAGCUACGGCAGGAAGAGGCUUCGCCAAGCUGCGCAACAGCUCAAUUAUUAUCUCGAGCGAGGGCAGCUCCAGUGUGCGCAGAUGGUCUCGCGCGAUCUUCCUGGAGCGAUGUCGUAUGCAGUGAAGGAGGCGCACCAGCAAGAAGAGGUCUAUCGACCAGCGUUCCUCAAGCGCCAGAGCAACAGGGGUGUGGGCAGGAAGGAGGCUCUUCGCAAGCUGGCGAAGCAUCGAUCGCAGCUGGAAAAGGCGGCCGUAGCAUCUGCUGCAUGUAGAUCGGGCUGGGAGGGGGGGCAGGAUUAUUUCCGCGCCGUCAUCAAGGAAUGUCAAUCCUGUAGCAGUCACACCUGCUGGACUCAAUGUAAGAGAGUUUGGGCUACACGAUGCAGUGAGUCUGUUCUCGUCUCGCAUGCGCAAGCCGGCAGCCUGCAGUUCAAGGCCUUGGCUCUGAAAGGACUUUACCACAUGCUGCUCAGGGGGGUGUCCAAGAGGCAAGCUUUCGAGGAAACGGCGGAGUUUUUUGAAGUGGCAUCCAGCACCCCCCGUGAGUGGGAGCUUUCCUACCGUACCAAGGGCCACAUCCAGGUGAACCAGAGGGGGAAACACGAACGGCGGUGGAUCCUGAGCUUGGACGAGGGUCUUCUCGUGAUGGUACGCCAAUGGAUCCGCGUCAACUGUAUCAAAAAUGGGGAGCCCAACAUGACAGCCGAGGGCUUCCGCGAGUACCUCAACAAGGACGUCUUGCCACAGGUAGCAGACACCAAAACGUGCGACUACGACCCCUUCAAGCACGCUCCUGUCACCAAGACGACGACUGAAACGGCAUCAGGAGAGAUAGUGGUGUCGUACUCGGUGACCGUUCGCACGGCGCGCUCCUGGCUGCACAAGCUGGGGUGCGAGUACCACGAUCGCAAGUCGGGCCUGUACUGA
Molecule: messenger RNA, 1793 nt
Organism: Ectocarpus sp. CCAP 1310/34
Lineage: Eukaryota; Phaeophyceae; Ectocarpales; Ectocarpaceae
Source: the annotation of a GenBank genome assembly